Stylonychia lemnae is the source of this 402-nucleotide messenger RNA. Lineage: Eukaryota; Ciliophora; Spirotrichea; Sporadotrichida; Oxytrichidae. The record is from the annotation of a GenBank genome assembly.
AUGUAAAAAAUAUAUUUAGAUAAAAAGACAUCACUUCAUGAAGUCAGUUCACUCUUUGAGAGACUAGGAGGCUAAGAGGGAGUAACCAAUAUAGUUGAAGGAAUGUAUGCUAAGAUCUUUAAUGAUCCAGAUGUAGCUGACUUUUUCAGAAAGUCAGAUAAAGGACAUUAGGUAAAAAAGAUGGCAGCCUUUUUCAUUUAUACAACUGGUGGAUAAGAAGACUGGGAUGGUAAAUCUAUGAAGGAAACUCAUUAAGGUAGAGGAAUUGGGUCACGAUAAUUCGAAAGAGUUAUUGAUCAUAUUAGAUCUACAAUGCAUGAGUUGGGGCAUUUGGAUGAACUUAUUGAUGAACUAGUGAACAGACUAGAUUUGCUCAAGCCAGCUUACUUAGAAGAAGAUUGA